AGUGUUCAUCUCGUGAACCCAGGAAAUCUGAGCCAGAUCUGAGUUAGUUUAGAAGUUUAUUUUGCCAUGGCCGAGGACGUGCCUGAGGAAGUCCUGGUGACGUGUGCCCAAGGAGGUCAGGCACAGCCUGGUUUUAUGCAUUUCAGGGAAACAUGGGACAUCAGUGAAUAUGCGGAAGAAGUACAUUAGCUCCAUCCAGAAAGGCUGAGACAACUCGAAGCAAGGCCUCCCCACCUGGGGGUUUCCAGGUCACAGGUAGGUGACAGACAGAGGGUUGUGUUCUUUUGAGUUUCUGAUAAGUGUUUCCAAAGGAGGCAAUCCGAAUAUGCAUCUGUCUCUGCAGCAGAGGGGCUCCAUUGAAUAGAGUGGGAGGCAGAUUUUCCCUGAGUGUUUCCAGCUUGAAGGUGCCCAAGGUAUUUUCCUCUCACAAGUUGGUGACCCCAAACAGAACUUCAAAGCCUAAACAAAACAAAACAGGCAAAAGAACAAGAGAUGGACACCUAUUAAGACUAGAACAAUAUUCAGCCCUCCCGGGAAACAUGGGCGGUGUCUACCUCCGCCUGACAAAGAACUAAGCGCUGUGAGUCACAGGAAGGAGGAAUAUUCACCCACAGAGAGACCGAGAAUAACACAGGUGAUGGGAGCCACAGGCGAGGUCACUGAACACUCCUCACUGUGUUUUGUAGAUUGAGAAGGCAACAGAACAGAUUGGCAUGGUGAGAGAGACUCAGCCCUGCUGCCCUCGCCCCUUCCCUUCCAGGUGAGCCCUCACAGCCAUGACCUCAUCCCACAGCCAUCCUGUCCAGACCCACCCGCUGCCCCACCCUGGGACUGUUACCUCAUCCCCUCAGGGAGUCCAGGGGCCCCAGGAGUGUGAUGUGGGAGCCCAGGCAGGGCCUUUGUUCUCUGUCAGGGUCUCCCUGGGAGGGACGUGGCCACCGCAGAUGAUUGGGGCCUGGCUUCCCUGAGGACAGUCCUUUCCCAUUCUCUGGAUGAACAUCCCCGGGCUGGGACAUGAGGCCGGCAGAGGUGCGUGUCGCCCUUAGGGCCACCCUCUUGCUGCUGGGGCUCUGGGCACCCCUGGCUCCGGUCUGCUGCUCUCAAGGCCGUCCCUCGUGGCACUACGCGUCCUCCGAGGUGGUGAUCCCCAGGAGGGAGACCCACCGCGGCAAAGGCCUUCAGUUUCCCGGCUGGCUGUCCUACAGCCUGAGUUUUGGGGGUCAAAAACACGUCCUUCACAUGCGCAGAAAACGCCUUCUCUGGCCCAGACAUCUGCUGGUGACCACGCAGGACGACCAAGGUGCCUUGCAGAUGGAUUACCCCUACAUCCCUGCAGACUGCUACUACCUCGGCUACCUGGAGGAGGUGCCUCUGUCCAUGGUCACCGUCGACACGUGCUAUGGCGGCCUCAGCGGCAUCAUGAAGCUGGACGACCUUGCCUACGAAAUCAAACCCCUGCAGGAUUCCCGCAGGUUUGAACAUGUUGUUUCUCAGAUAGUGGCUGAGCCCAACGCAACAGGGCCCACAUUUAGAGAUGGUGAAAAUGAGCAGACAGACCCCCUGCUCUCUGAAGCAAAUGACAGCAUGAAUCCCAGGUUGUCUAAUUUCCAGUAUAGUUCUCAUACAGGCAAUAUAAAAGGUCAUAUUCAAUGUUCCAAUUCAUAUUAUAGAGUAUAUACCAAUAUCACAGCUUGUUCCAAAGAGGCGGUCCGGAUGUUCAGUCUCGUUGACAGCAUUGCUCAAAAUAUUGAUCUGCGGUACUAUAUUUAUCUUUUGACCAUAUAUAAUGAUCGGGACCCAGCCCCUGUGAAUGAGUAUCGAACAAAUAGUGCAAUUUUUACUUAUUAUAGAAACAGCUUUUUUAAUCCUUUUCGCCCUCAUUCAUCCAUACUACUUAUUCAAGACGGACCACAUGAAUCUAGCUAUGAAACUCCACAGUAUAAAAUGUGUAAAGCUGACGGCCUGAUACACAUUGGUAUUCUAGGCCGACAUUAUUUAUUGAUAGCUGUCAUAAUAAUGCAGUCGCUGAUGAGAAGUAUUGGUGUGGUCUAUGACACUGAGUACUGUACAUGUCAGAGGAGGACCUUCUGCAUCAUGCAACGAUUUCCAGGGAUGACAGAUGCGUUCAGUAACUGUACCUAUGGACACGCGCAAAACUGUUUUUCAACUGUAUCCCAGUGUAUUUUCAUUACACCGUCCCCUGUGUAUAACAAAACCAUGACAACAGUUCACUGUGGAAACCUGAUGGUGGAAGAGACUGAGCAAUGUGACUGUGGCUCCUUCAAGCAGUGUUACGCCAGUCCGUGUUGUGGGAGUGACUGUCGUUUCACACCCGGGAGCAUCUGUCAUGUAGGAGACUGCUGUACGAACUGCAGCUUCUCCCCGUCAGGCACUCUCUGCAGACCUAUCCAAAACAUAUGUGACCUUCCAGAGUACUGUCGUGGGACCACCGUGAUAUGCCCCGCGGACGUUUAUAUGCAGGACGGAACCCCGUGCACUGAAGAAGGCUACUGCUAUCAUGGGAAUUGCACUGACCGCAAUUUGCUCUGCAAGGCGAUCUUUGGUGCCAGUGCUGAGAAUGCUCCUGACGACUGCUAUAAUAUAAACCUCGAAUCAUACCGAUUUGGACAUUGUACUCGACUAUAUGAUUCUUACGCUUACCAGGCUUGUGUAGGAAUAGAUAAGUUUUGUGGAAGACUGCAGUGCACCAACGUCACCCAUCUGCCCCGGCUGCAGGAACACGCUUCAUUCCAUCACUCCGUGAUAGGCAGGGCUCAGUGUUUUGGGCUGGAUGAACACCGUGGAAUGGGCACAACCGAUGUUGGACGUGUGAUCGACGGCACUCCCUGUGUUCAUGGAAACUUCUGUAAUAACAGCCGGUGCAACGCCACUAUCACUUCCCUGCACUACGACUGUCACCCUGGGAAGUGCAGUCACAGAGGGGUCUGCAACAACAGAAGGAACUGCCAUUGCCAUGUGGGCUGGGAUCCUCCGCGGUGCCUGAGAAGUGGAGCUGGGGGGAGUGUCGACAGCGGGCCCCCUCCGAAAAGAAUGCGCUCCAUCACACAAAGUGAACAACCAGCGACAUACCUGAGGGUGGUCUUUGGUCGCAUUUACGCCUUCAUAAUUGCACUGCUGUUUGGGGUCGCCACAAAUGUGCGAACUAUCAGAACCACCACCGUUAAGGAAGUGACAGUUCCUGGCCCCAAAUAAGAAAACUUCAGCCUCCCGACCUUGUAAAGACAGAGAGAAUAUAAAAGCAAAAUUUAUGAAACAGGAGCAGGAGGAGGGAUGGCAAAGCUCAAGUCCAAAUUUUUUGAAGUCCGUGGGAGGCGCUGUGUCGUCUCUCACAUCUUGGGGAAACAGGAGGCGUUGGCAUCUAUCCCAGGUUCUUGUAGGUCACUGAUGCUCCCUCUGAAAUAAAUCUUCAAAAUCACAUUGGUGCCUUCCACAUUUUCUUAGACUCUGCUGGGAGCCCAGACUUGGCAGGAGCCUCUGGCCUAAAGAGGUGACCUGAGUGAGCAGCCGGGU
Molecule: messenger RNA, 3531 nt
Organism: Sapajus apella (tufted capuchin)
Lineage: Eukaryota; Metazoa; Chordata; Mammalia; Primates; Cebidae
Product: disintegrin and metalloproteinase domain-containing protein 20-like
Exons: 1
Coding region: 1015-3213 (732 amino acids)
Biological process (GO): proteolysis; male gonad development
Cellular component (GO): plasma membrane; external side of plasma membrane; sperm head plasma membrane
Molecular function (GO): metalloendopeptidase activity
Source: RefSeq, a predicted model, not a curated record